This is a messenger RNA of Parastagonospora nodorum SN15, 768 nucleotides long. RefSeq lists its product as hypothetical. Lineage: Eukaryota; Fungi; Ascomycota; Dothideomycetes; Pleosporales; Phaeosphaeriaceae. The record is from RefSeq and is a predicted model, not a curated record. The coding region runs from base 46 to 768 and encodes 240 amino acids. The transcript has a single exon.
CUACCAGAAAAGCUGUAUGACAUUGAAAGAUACAGACCCUGAUGAAUGGCGAUUGCUUUUGCAUUCCAAGCUCUACACAACCCCACUUCUGUAUCACGUGCGCCUGUCGGAAACCUACUGGAAACAGCAAUCACUUUGCAGACUGGCCUACAACAACCGUCGGAUUCAGUGAAGCCCCUGACUAACAUGGACACCAGCCAAAGCCCCGCCAUGAUCAGCCGUACAGCACGCAGAGGUCACGCUGCCGUCGCCGCCAUCCUCACGGAUAUGGACCGCUACCUUCCUUCCGAUACGAUCAACCGCCAAGACUACCGGCGCUGCCGUACAGUGUACGGACUCAUGAAUACAACAUACCGCCGCAUAGAUGACUCUGAGCAACCUGGUAAAGAGUACAGGGACCUCCAAGGCCUAGAAGCAGAGCUACGCACCCAUCUCAACAACCUCAAUGCUGCCAAAGGGAUUCCAAUCAAAAUGCGCGAGUACCUCGACGAGCUGAGGGACGCCAUCAAUGACGCUCUCGCUCGAGGCAUCUCCACAGAGUUUAUUUUGGAAGGAAUCACCGACAUGAUUGAUGGCAAACCCAAUUCACAGACUGAUCCGCAACCGAAACUGGCGAAGAUGAUGCCCGACACCAAGUACAAGAAAGUGUGUGUCGACCUUGCAGAGGCCAAGAAGAAGAUCCAAAAGUUGAACGACGAGAACAAUGCGCUUACUAUGCGGGUCAAGCGCUUGGAGAUGGAGCGCGACAGAUCGAGUAGGUGGCUUUGA